Molecule: messenger RNA, 2245 nt
Organism: Ornithodoros turicata
Lineage: Eukaryota; Metazoa; Arthropoda; Arachnida; Ixodida; Argasidae
Exons: 7
Coding region: 1-2196 (731 amino acids)
Source: RefSeq, a predicted model, not a curated record
AUGACAACGUCGUCCGUAGUUCUUUGUACCGGAGAAUAUCCUGCCAAGGACGACCCUAUAGGCGCUGGUGUGGGCGGUUGCUAUUACGGGAAAUGUAAUAUCACCUACGACUUCGACGUAGAUCGGCACUGCGUCCACGACAAGGAACCUGUCAAGUGGCCAGAGGAAGACCUGAGUUACAGCUGGUCCUGCUGGCAGUGCCCUCUAGGGAAUCCGCUGGCGAUUGCGUUCGGCACUGUUGACCACGCGAAGUCAAUUGUGAGGGUCACUGAUAAACUCAACUAUACAGAUGUUGCAGAGGUACUCGAGUUUCGGCUACAGGUGUUAGCACAAGUUCCGCAACAAUCAUUAAUUCUUUUUUUUUUUCUAGAGAGUGCGGAUUGUGAAUACGAUGAGCUGUUCGCACGGAACAAUCUUCCAGCACAAGACAAUGUCCCUCCAACUCGAGGUAUCUGCGUCGCCGACAACAACAGGGGGAUUGCGGUGAUCACACACUUUCACAUAGACUGCUCAGGAUUUGUCGACUACGAGGACGCGGACCUCACCUUCGAGUUCUACUACUGCGACCUUAAGCCGGAUGAGGUCCGUCGGCAUACUUUCAGGACGUUACACCAAUCCUGCAUCCUUCUCAAGUCAAAGGUAAACGGUUCAGCAUUCGAGGGCGUGCUACCGCAAGGCCGCCCGGAGCGUAACUACGAGGCUCUCAUAGUGCUGUUCUGCAUCGACUCCACGGGCCAGUUCACUUUCACUACCGUCGACAUGGUGGUGGAGAGCGGGAGCUGCUCUGGCAUCACCCUCAAGAACGUCAAGCAAUACCAGUACGAUGCUUCCCUGUCGCUGGGCAAGAACGGCAGCGAGGCGACCGUCAGUGAGGUCCUGUCCUACAUUCAGAGUUCCUCUAUCAUGAUCAAGUCUAAGUUCUACAAAGACUGCGACAAGCAAAUGAGAGGACAGGUACUGAAAAACCAAACGGAAGUUCGCGAAGACUUCGUGGAGUACCUUAAAACGGUGCCGGUUACGAGCGCAGGAGACCUGCACGAAGCUACCAAGGUCCUCGACGCCAUCUUGCCAACCAGCUUUGAGAACACGACCCUAAAGUUCAUAGAGGACACCGUAGAACUAUUAGACAAAUACACGGGCGCUUACGAAAAUUUCACCAGUGAGGACGUUCACGGGCGAAUAGCCAACCGGACCACCGCAAUUGGGGAAGCCAUUGCCGUGACCAUCACGGCGACUCUCAAGAUAUCAGCACCUCCUCCGGACGAAGUACCUGACAUGGUGCCAGAAAACGUUACCACAACGCCCGAAUGUGUUACGGCAGAAACGUUGAUCGACAACCUUGGUCGCGUGGCGCAAGCCGUGUCCAGAGUUGUGGACACCGAAGUGGAUGACCUGAGCAUCAUGUACGAAGACUACGAGUUGUGGAUACGAGACAGUCAGCGCAGUGGCUUCCUCGGGUCGGUAAAUGGAACUAGAGUUCGCCUGGAGCGAAAAACAGAACAGCAGACGUCGAUUGUGUUCCCGUCGAGUCCAUUCCGUUGCCACACGUCUGGACGGUUCUCUAACACGCAAGCGGUGAAGGUCAACUCGAGCAACACCGCCGCACGUGUCCGUGGCCGUCAGGGAAGUAAGGCACCAAUACAGACCGGCAUGGAAACGUUCCUGAAGAAGGAAACUCCGCUGGAGUAUCAGGAUAACACUACUUACGAAACGUCUCUACGCAACGUCUCCGUUCACCAGAUCAACAAUACAGAGUCAGGUGCUUACCUUCGAGUGCAUUUGGUACCCCGGAACGCCACAGACGAGUUCAUUUUCGCGGCUGUUGUGAAUAGGACGCCAAACAGGGAGGAUUUCAUCGAGCAAAACAGAUACCAUGUGGACGCCCUAGUCGGCAACCACUAUCGUUGGAUUCGUAUUGAGGAACAAGGAACGGUGUUUCUUGCAGUCCUUCCAGUGACGGAGCUCGUGGUGUCUGCCUUGAAAGAUCCGCACGUCCGUCCAGACAGAACUGCAAAUCGGCUACGAGUACAGCUUACAUUCCACUCACGUCUGCUUGUACUGGAACACAGGUCACAGGGAAUGGGCCACAGAUGGUUGCCGUGUUCUGUCGGACUCCGACCGGCAGUUCGUCCACUGCGAGUGCAACCACACUUCCAUCUUCACUGGUGGUCUUUUCAUUGCACCUACCCCUAUUAACUUCGCAGAGUUCAGUGUCUUAAUCCGGGGCAUGACGAAUAACCUCGUC